Messenger RNA from Morus notabilis, 2009 nucleotides. Its product is annotated as berberine bridge enzyme-like 8. The transcript has a single exon. Lineage: Eukaryota; Viridiplantae; Streptophyta; Magnoliopsida; Rosales; Moraceae. Gene Ontology annotation, molecular function: oxidoreductase activity; FAD binding. The record is from RefSeq and is a predicted model, not a curated record. Bases 49 to 1653 code for a protein of 534 amino acids.
ACUUAAAUCAGACAUAUCACACACAAAACCUUUUAAUUUUAAGCAACAAUGGCCACUUUCAGGUUAACAAACUUUCUGUUCUCCACAUUUCUUCUACUUUGUUGGCUUUCUUGGUCAGCUUCAGGAAGCACUUCAGCCCCUGAAGACUUCAUUCCAUGCCUUCUAAACAACUCUGAUCCCUCCCACCCAAUUUCCUCAGCGAUCUAUACUCCCAACAACUCUUCAUUCUCAUCUGUUCUCCAAGCUUACAUCCGAAACAGCCGAUUCAACACUUCCACAACCCGAAAGCCUUUUCUCAUCCUCACCGCCUUGCAUGUCUCGCACAUACAAGCCUCAAUACUAUGCGCCCGCCGGCACAACCUGCAGAUGAAGAUAAGAAGCGGAGGCCACGACUACGAGGGCGUUUCCUACGUUGCCGAAGUCCCGUUCUUCAUCCUCGACAUGCUCAAUCUUCGAGCAAUCGAAAUCGAUAUCGAGAAAGAGACCGCGUGGAUUCAGACUGGUGCAACUCUUGGUGAAGUCUACUAUCGAAUCGCGGAGAAGAGCAAAGUCCACGGCUACCCCGCCGGUGUUUGUCCAACCGUCGGCGUAGGAGGACAUAUAAGUGGAGCUGGCUAUGGAAACAUGAUGAGAAAAUAUGGUCUCACUGUUGACAACAUAGACGACGCUUUGAUAGUUGAUGUUAAUGGUCAACUUCUUGACAGAAAAGCCAUGGGGGAAGAUUUGUUUUGGGCCAUAAGUGGAGGUGGAGGAUCCAGUUUCUGUGUCGUUUUGUCGUACAAGAUUAAACUUGUCCGUGUCCCAGAGAAAGUCACCGUUUUCAGGGUUACAAGAACCUUGGAACAAAACGCGUCGUAUAUCGGAUCUCGUUGGCAGCAAGUUGCUGAUAAGUUAGACAGAGACCUCUUCAUAAGGUUUAUCAUGGAUGUUGUGAACGACACACAAACCGGAAAGAAGACGGGAAGGGCGACGUUUUCAGCCUUGUUCCUAGGAGACGCCGAAAGGCUUUUCUCAGUGAUGAACACGAGUUUCCCAGAACUGGACUUGAAAAGAUCGGAGGUUAACGAAACGAGCUGGAUUCAAUCUGUUCUGUUCUGGACGAACUAUGCUAUUGGGACUUCGGAGGAUGUUUUACUGUCUCGAACGCCGCAGGUAAACAGCUUGAAGCGGAAAUCUGACUACGUGAAGAAGCCGAUUUCGAAGGAGGGUUUGGAGUGGAUUUGGGAUAGAAUGGCCACGUUAGAAGCUCCAUUGACGUUGACUUUUAAUCCUUACGGCGGAAGAAUGGCUGAGAUUGCGUCGACCGCUUCGCCGUUUCCUCACCGGAAGGGGAACCUGGCGAAGAUCCAGUACGCGGUGAACUGGAAUGAGCAAGGAACUGAGGCUGCAAAUUACUACAUUGGUUUGACGAGGAAGCUUCACGAGUACAUGACCCCUUUUGUGUCGAAGAAUCCGAGAGAGGCAUUUUACAACUACAAGGAUCUAGAUUUGGGAAUCAACCAUAAUGGAAGAGAAAGCUACUACGAAGGAAGGGCUUAUGGGAUUAAAUACUUUUUGGGCAAUUUCAACAGGUUGGUCGAGAUUAAGACGCGAGUUGAUCCUCAAAAUUUCUUUAGGAAUGAACAAAGCAUUCCCACUCUCCCACCUAAUUAGUGAUUUGGUUUAAUUAUUUAGCCAAUAAUUAUGUCGCGGUGUUAAUACCCUAUUUUUAAUUGGCCAAGCAUUCGUGAACCUAUAAGCAUUUCUGAUGAUAUCACAGUUGCUGGACAAAAUUAAAUAGCGUCUUAACGCACUUAGACUAUUUAGUAUAUAUAUAUAUAUAUAUAUAGCUUUUAUUUAUUUGUAUACAAUACUUUCUCCCCUGGAAGGAUAGCCUAGUAGGGGAAAAAGUAUUGUAAAUAUAGUAAGUUUUCGUUGUUAACGAAUUCAUAUAUAGAUAUAGAUACAUAUACGUGUCGUAAUGAAUAUUAAAUAAAAUUUGUUAUAUUUGAAUUACAGUCGCCUUGCGG